Molecule: messenger RNA, 2462 nt
Organism: Emys orbicularis (European pond turtle)
Lineage: Eukaryota; Metazoa; Chordata; Testudines; Emydidae
Gene: UVSSA
Product: UV stimulated scaffold protein A
Exons: 14
Coding region: 68-2311 (747 amino acids)
Biological process (GO): transcription-coupled nucleotide-excision repair; response to UV
Cellular component (GO): chromosome
Molecular function (GO): RNA polymerase II complex binding
Source: RefSeq, a predicted model, not a curated record
GGGGGUGCGCGGACACCACCCCGUUUCCGGUCCGCGGGGAGCGUCGGCUGGAGCGCCGUUUCCGCAGAUGGACCAAAAGCUCUCUCAGCUGGUCGAGGACCUCACAACCUCAGGAGAGCCUCAACUGAAUCCAGAGAAAAUGAAAGAGCUAAAGAAAAUCUGCAAGUCUUCAGAUGAACAUAUUAGUCAUGCGUAUCAUCUACUGAUGACACAGCUGAAUCAAGAACAUGCAGAGAUACGCUUCUCAGCUUUUCAAAUUGUGGAUGAGCUCUUCACCCGGUCACAUCAGUUUAGGACAUUAAUUAUUUCAAAUUUUCAAGAAUUCUUGGAGCUCACAAUUGAAACAGACCAUGAGCAGCCUCUUCCCCCACCAAAAGAAGUAGCACAAAAACUGAAAAAAACAGCCAUUAAAUCUGUACAAGCUUGGCAUGAAAAAUAUGGAGAAGCUUACAAGAAACUCUCCCUAGGAUACCAUUUCUUAAAACAGAACAAGAAGGUGGAUUUUCAAGACGUAAAUGUCAGAACUCUGGCUGAAAGGAGAAGGGAGGAGGAGAAGCAGAAACGAUUAGAUAACAUUUACAAAGAGAAAGCAAAAAGAGCUGAAAAAGAAAUGGAAGAAAUGUCCCAGGAAAUCCAAGACACACUGACAGAGAUGGAGAAUUGUUUCCGGCUUUUGAUGCCAGAUCCAUUUGACUUCACUGUGAAUGAUGCAGAGUUAGACCCUGUCACGGAGAGGACUGCUAAUGAGGACAAACCUACUUCCUCCUUAUCCAUGCAGAUAGCAGAUUGCCAGCCAUCUUUGCUUGGACACAUGGAUGAUGAACAGCCUUGUUGCAGCAAGGACCUUCCUUCUGUUUCCCCAUGUCUAAUAGUUGGUAGAAACAGGGACCUGAACGAAGAGUUGGGGCUGCCUGAGCAAAAGGAAAUAGACAGAGGGGAAUGUUCAGAAGCUGAAAUAAUUGCUGCUGCUGCCACCGAUUAUGAUGACUAUGAAACCUUUGUUAGGAACCAUGGGCUUGGUUCUCAUAAAUACACUCUCAACCUUGAAAUCUCCACAGAUGUGAAGGUGCGUGAGAAUGAAGACAAUACUGCCAUAAUAAACAAUAUCAUAGAUGCGCACAAACUCAUCAGAAAUAAAUUCUUGCCAUCUGUGCAGUCUUGGAUUCAGUUGUUCACCAGAGCAGGAAUAAAUGAUGGUUGUCUAAGAUGUGCCAUUGAUUUUAAGAAUAAAUUAGAGACUGCUAUGGAGAAACAUAAGGAAAUGAACAUUGACUAUAAAGAGAGGAAAAGAAAAGUGAUGAAAGUCUCCGACAGUGAAGAUGAUGAAGAUGAAUUUGUGGAGGUCCCUGAGAAGGAAGGUUAUGAGCCCCACAUUCCAGACCACCUGCGUAAGGAAUAUGGGUUGGAGCCCCAAUCAUCUCCGAAAGCAUUAGCAAAAGGAAUGGUUGUGAGGCCAGCUUUGCUGAGCUCCCACUCCCAGUCAGAAAGGAAUGAAGAGGAACUUGAUCCAACCUGUGCCGCUGCAACGUUGAAGCUUAUCCGAGAUAAGCUACCUAAGUUACCAUCCCUAAACACCAGUGCGUCUGCAAAUCCCGAGCCAGCAGCUUCAGGAGAGCUUGACAGUGAGACAGGAAAACUAGAAGAAGAAAGAGCUAAAGCUCCUAUAAUACCCUUUGGAUUAGAUCUUUACUACUGGGGACAGGACCAGCCAACUGCUGGCAAAAUUCUCAAAUUUUCUUCUCAACAUCGAUUUUGGGCACCCAAUGAAAUGGAGGAAGAGGUGGAAAACAAAGAAGUAGCCGAAAUGUUGAAAAGUAGAUGCAUAACUUUUUCUGGCAAGUUUGAACCGGUGAAACAUAGAUGUCGAGCACCGAUGCCUGACGGGAGACUAUGUGAAAGACAGGAUAGGGUUAAGUGCCCUUUCCAUGGGAAGAUAAUCCCUCGGGAUGAAUCUGGGAAUCCUGUUAAUCCAGAGGACAAAAUGAGAGAAGAAAAGAAGAGGUUUGAGAAGCAGGCAGAACAGCCAGAGUGGCAAGACCCAGAAUUCAUGAGAGAGGUUGAAGCAGCUACUGGAGUAGAUCUUGGAUCCUCUAGAUACAGUGGGAAAGGAAAAGGAGGGAAGAACAAAGGGAAGAAGAGGAAAUAUCCAAAUCUGACAGACUUGAAACAGGAGGCUAAUACUUCUCGUUCACGGCUGGAGAAGAAAGUCUUCAAUAAAGGGGCCAUGAAACGGGUGGUGAAAGCAAUGAAUCGAAUGGACCAGAAGAAGCAUGAGAAGUUUGCAAACCAGUUUAACUAUGCAUUGAAUUAAGUUGCAAGAAAACAGAGGACCAAAGAGGAGAAUUAACAAGACUGCAGCUGUACAAAACAUUUCUCUAACACCUUUAUAUUCAAACUAAAAUAUUGUGUUCUACAUUUUUACUGGGGUUAUUUUUUAAUUAGUGUCAACUUCUGGUAACUUA